AUGGCGGGUGCUGGGCGUGGAGCUGCGGCGCCCGUGGGGACGGCGGGCCCCGGGAGCCCGGGGAGACCGCAGAAGCGGCGGCGGCGGCAGCAGGAGCUGCAGGGGAAGCAGAGCUUGGCUCCGCGGCCGGGGCAGCGCAGCAAAGAAAAGAAGAAAGUGAAUUGCAAGCCCCCAAACCAGGACGAACAGGAAAUCCCUUUUCGUCUGCGGGAGAUAAUGAGGAGUCGCCAGGAGAUGAAAAACCCGAUCAGUAACAAGAAGAGGAAGAAAGAGGCCCAGGUGGCCUUCAGAAAGACACUGGAGAAGGACGCUAAGGGAGUAGAGCCAGACAUCGCCGUCCCCAAGUUCAAGCAGAGGAAGUGGGAGUCUGACAGGGCCUAUGUCCAGCGCAUGGAGCAAGAGGCCCAGCACGUGUUGUUCCUCAGCAAGAACCAGGCCAACCGGCAGCCAGAGGCGCAGGUAGCUCCCAAGAAGGAGAAGUCUGAGCGGAAGAAAGCGUUCCAGAAGCGGCGACUGGAUAAAAUCCGGCAGAGAAAGGAGGAAAAAGCAGCCGAAAGGCUGGAGCAGGAGCUGCUCCGAGACACAGUGAAGUUCGGUGAAGUUGCUCUGCAGCCCCCAGAGCUGACCGCCAAGCCCAGGAGGAGCGUAGCUGGGGACCAGCCCGGCAAGAAAUCACUGAUGCUGAGGAUGCUUCUGAGCCCUGGCAGUGCGCCCCGGCCUGUGACCACCUCGCUGGCCCGACAGCGGAUCAUCGGGGAGGAGAGGGAGCGGGUCGUGCAGGCCUACCGAGCGCUGAAGCAGCAGAAGCAGCGGCAGCAGGGGGUGCAGCCAACUGCCGCCCACCGCACCUCCAGGAGGAAGCCAGAGACGCGGCCUUGAGGGGCCCGGCCCACACUCCUGGGAAUGACACUGGGGCUGUCGCACCUGCAGAGACGGCAGAUCCUUUUCCUUGGACACAUUCUCAGUGCCGGGAGAGGUCUCCAGGUCUCUUCUCCCUUGUUUUCCCCCCAAAGCCUGCUCUUUCCUGAGUGACCAUCGAUGGGCCCAUGUCCUGCAUGGGAGGCUGCUGCCCUAUGGACCCCACAGACAGGAGCCAGGGCUCAGCUCCACUCACAGCUUUGUUCCUUCAUUCUGGAAGAAAAAUCCAGGCUGAGAAACCACCCGGUUCCACUUUAGGGUGGGCCCAAUCCCAUAAUCCUGUCCCUAAACACCAGUGAAUGAUGGAGACUGCUUGUUUAGGUCCCUCCCCCACCCACGGGCCUGUGCAGGGGACCGCAAGAACAGGCCCGGUGCUCACCCGCCAAGGUUGGCUGGAUGGACAUGGAAGGCAGCAUUUACACCAAGGGGGUGGGAGCCAGUUGUCCCCACGGGGCAGGCCUCAGGCAGGUCCAGAGCCUGAGAGGCCAGGGGCAGGAGCCCGGCUUGGGGCUCCUGUGGUCAGAGGGCAGGGCCUUGCCAGGUUUCUCUCUCGCCCCAGCCUCUCCAGGUGAGGGGAGGAGGGAGGAACAUGAGGCAGUGGAGGCCGGCUGCUCAUCAGCCUCUGGGCUGCUGUGCUCGCCACUCGCGAAGCUGGUCCCAGAGAGGGCUCAGGAAAUAGUCUCAGCCCGGCUGAGCAGCCCUGGCAAAGGGGUGAAGUGGCGGAGUGGUAUAUGAUCUUUUUCUGUCCUUCCCCAACUUUGCAUUUUCUAGAAUGAAGCUUACU
Molecule: messenger RNA, 1702 nt
Organism: Propithecus coquereli (Coquerel's sifaka)
Lineage: Eukaryota; Metazoa; Chordata; Mammalia; Primates; Indriidae
Gene: CCDC137
Product: coiled-coil domain containing 137
Source: RefSeq, a predicted model, not a curated record